Molecule: messenger RNA, 1144 nt
Organism: Salvia miltiorrhiza (redroot sage)
Lineage: Eukaryota; Viridiplantae; Streptophyta; Magnoliopsida; Lamiales; Lamiaceae
Product: heavy metal-associated isoprenylated plant protein 9
Exons: 5
Coding region: 155-1042 (295 amino acids)
Molecular function (GO): metal ion binding
Source: RefSeq, a predicted model, not a curated record
UUUCUUUACAAAUCCCGCCCCUCAUUUUUUUGUUUUUGUUUCCCAUAUAAAUUCUUCUCCUCAUUCUCUCCAAUUCUCCCUCCUCUCUCUCUCUCUCGCUCUAUUCUGCUAAUCCUUUUUAUUUAAUUAAAAUAAACAUUUAGUGAUCGUCACAAUGGGCGAAGAAGCCAAAGUUCAGGAAGAAGAAGUGAAGGCCGAGGAGAAGAAGGAAGAGGCGAAGGUUGAGGGAAAUGUAGAGGAGAAGAAAGAGGAAGAAGAGCCCAAGAAAGAAGAAGAGGAAGCGACGAAGCCGCCAUUGCCAUUUGUGCUGUUUGUGGACUUGCAUUGUGUGGGAUGUGCCAAGAAGAUUGAGCGCUUUAUUCUCAAGAUUAGAGGAGUUGAGGGAGUGGCGAUGGACAUGGCGAAGAAUGAGGUGACGAUAAAAGGAGUGAUUGAGCCUCAAGCGGUGUGCAGCAGAAUCAUGAAGAAGACAAAGAGAAGAGCUAAAGUAUUAUCACCAUUGCCCCAAGCUGAAGGUCAACCCAUGCCGGAAAUUGUUGCUUCACAGGUUAGUGGAUUGGCUACAAUCGAACUCAAUGUGAACAUGCAUUGCGAGGCUUGUGCGGAACAACUCAAGAAGAAGAUACUCAAAAUGAAAGGAGUUAGAACGGCGGAGACGGAGCUGAGCUCCGGCAAAGUGACGGUGACGGGCACCAUGGACGCGGACCGCCUCGUGGACUACGUCUACCGGCGAACUAAAAAGCAAGCCAAAGUGGUGCCGCAGCCCGAGCCGGAGAAGCCCCCGGAGGAGAGCCCCAAGCCCGAAGAGAAACCGGCUGAUGCAAAGCCGGCGGAGGAGGAGAAGAAAGAGGAGGGCGACAAAAAGGAGGAAGAGGGUGGCACUGCGGCGGAGGAGGAGGAGGAGGAGGACAAGAGUAUGGAGGAGCCAGGCAUGUACAAAAUGAUGUAUCAUAAUUAUCAGCCAAUUUAUGUGGUUGAAAGAAUCCCGCCGGCGCCGCAGCUUUUCUCCGACGAAAAUCCUAAUGCAUGUUUUAUUAUGUGAUGAGGGGAAAAAAAAAUGUUUUUAUAUAUAAUGAUUCUGUAUGGGUAUCUUAUUUGCGUUUUUGUUAUAAUAAGAUAUUAGUGCAGAAUUUUCUAUCUUAAA